AUGGUGUCACCAGCCCGGACAACAACGGAAGGUGGUGCUGCUAGCCCGGAUAACAACAGAAGGUGGUGCUGCCAGCCCGGACAACAACAGAAGAUGGUGCUGCCAGCCCGGACAACAACAGAAGGUGGUGUCACCAGCUCGGACAACAACAGAAGGUGGUGUCACCAGCCCGGACAACAACAGAAGGUGGUGCUGCCAGCCCGGACAACAACAGAAGCACCAUCGUUCACGGAACUUCAUAUUGCCUCAGAAGCCGGGGACCUGUUAAGGGUGAAACUCAUCUUGUCCAAGGGACGUGUGGACAUUAACCGUAAAGAGUGGAUUGGUAGGACACCGGUGAUGUUGGCAGCUGGUGAAGGACAUACAGGAUUGGUUAAGUUACUUGUGAGUGAAGGAGCUGACAUGUCACUCGAAGAUAGAUUCGGUAUCAACAUCCUUCACUCUGCCUGUAUUGGAGGAGAUGUAGAGAUGGUGAAGUAUGUCCUUUCACGGGACAUGGUGGACAUCGAUGGUAAAGUAAAGUGCGGGAGAGCACCGACGAUGCUGGCAGCAGAGAACGGACAUAGAGAGUUAGUUGAAUUACUUGUCAGUAAAGGAGCUCAUGUGAUAUACGUGGAUGACAGACGUGACAACAUCCUUCACUGUGCCUGUCGGGGAGGACAUGUGGAGGUGGUCAAGUAUGUCCUCUCACAAGACAAAGUAGACAUCAACCGUAGAGGAUGGAAGAAGAGGACACCAGUGAUGGAGGCAGCAUUGAAUGGAAAUAAAGAAGUGGUAGAGUUACUCGUGUGUGAAGGCGCUGAUGUGUCACUCGUGGGUGAAGCUCAUGACAACAUCCUUCACUGUGUCUCUAAGGGUGGAGUCGUGGAAGUUGUCAAGUAUGUCCUCUCACAAGACAUGGUAGACAUCAACAGUAGAGGAUGGCAGAAGAGGACACCUAUAAUGGUGGCAGCACUGAAUGGACAUAAAGAAGUGGUAGAGUUACUCGUGAGUGAAGGAGCUGAUGUGUCACUCGUGGAUAAAGCUGGUAAUAACAUCCUUCACUGGGCCUCUGAGGGAGGAGAUGUGGAGGUGAUCAACUAUGUCCGCAGAUGUUGUGGAACUAAAUAG
Haliotis rufescens (red abalone) is the source of this 1110-nucleotide messenger RNA. Its product is annotated as ankyrin repeat domain-containing protein 17-like. The transcript is spliced from 2 exons. Gene Ontology annotation, molecular function: protein binding. Bases 1 to 1110 code for a protein of 369 amino acids. The record is from RefSeq and is a predicted model, not a curated record. Lineage: Eukaryota; Metazoa; Mollusca; Gastropoda; Lepetellida; Haliotidae.